CGUUGUACACACUGGGCCGCCGGGGGCCGAGCGCUGGAGAGUUGUAGGGGUAGGGCCAUGAAUUUAGGAGAUGGUUUAAAGCUUGAAACGGAGUUGCUGGAUGGACAAACCAAGCUAGUUUUGGCUCUACGUGACAAUAAAUCAAAAACAGCAAAGGUAAGCAGAAUAGCAACAUCAUUUUUUUUCUGCUUUGGGAGUUAUGAGAUGGGAAAUAAGAGCAAGACUUCAAAACCCCCUUUGAGAACAAAACAGCCUGAACAUGUCCUGAAAUCAACAAAUAGUACCCAUGUUAAGCAUGAAAAACUUUCCCAAAAGAGAACUGGGUCAGAAACAUCCAUAGCAAAAGGAGAAAAAAGCAGUGCAACUCUCUCUUCAACCAAGGAUUUAUAUAAGGAAUACGCAAAUAGAGAGUAUCUUCAUAUCCAGAAAGAUAAUUUGUCUGAAUAUGUAGACAUACAGCAACCCAAAAAUACAAAAAAGCCAGCAGUGCCUAAACAGAAGCUUCAAAAAAGCAUCACAGCUGAAGAUCUUAGAAGCAGUUUGGUGUGUCUAACACAAGAGCAACUUCAACAGAUUUUGAUGACUGUAAGCCAAGGAACCAGGCCUAUUUCCCAGGUUGAGGAUGGAAAGAAAGAAGAAACAAGUCAAAGUAACCCACAUCAUAACACUGCCACCAGUAAGUCAAGCGAGAACAUUAUGGGAUUGCUCCAAAAAACUGAGGAUGACUCAUCUGAUGUCAAUGACAAUAACUCUGUUUUAAGUAAAAAACAAACAUCUGAACACCCUGAGCAUAUAAUUGCCAUAAAGAAUAUAUGGAAACCAGCUGACAUAUUCAGUACUCUGGGGGAAAGAGAGAGAAAUAGAAGCUUGCUGGAAGCAAAGAAAUUCCAGUGGAGAAAGGAGCUAGAUGAACAGGUUGCUUUAAAGAAGAAGCAAAAAGAAGCUUGUGAAGAGCAGAAAAAACACCCUUGGAGAAAAAAUGGUGCUGAAAAAAUAAUUAGGGAAAAAACCCAAUCUAAGGAGGCUGCACCAUUGGAGUACCCAUUUAGUGUUGUAAAGCAAGAACAACAAAAAAAGUGGAUUGAAGAACUGAACAAACAAAAGGAAGAGACCAAGCUGCGAAAAAUUGAGGAAAAAAAUAUAUUUUCCAAGGGUGAAGAACAUGACAAAUGGGCAAUGCAUUUUGAUUCCUUGAGGAACGCUGCCACUUCGCAAUCUCAGCUAUCCUGUGCAACACACAAGGACCCAGAAUAUUUAUGUGUCUCUCCUGACAGUAAAGAGAUGACUCAUUUCAACACCCCUUGUCCACCUGUAGCCGAAAGCCAGAUCAUACCUUUAGAAACAAGUGUUAGGAAUACUGCUUUGGGACAUGGUCAGAAAACCAGUUUCCUUCGUUCCAUGACUGCUCUCCUGGAUCCUGCUCAAAUUGAGGAAAGAGAGAGAAGGCGUCAAAAACAGCUAGAACAUCAGAAAGCCAUAACUGCUCAGGUGGAAGAGAAGCGCAAAAAGAAAGAAAUAGAAGAACAACAAAGAAAAAAGGAGGAACAAGAAGAAGAGCUCCGUUUAGCACGGGAACGAGAGGAAAUGCUAAAACAGUUUGAAGCAGAUGUACUUAAACAAAAACAAAAGGAAGAAAUUAUGGCCCUGAAAACAAAUGAGCUGUAUCAAACUAUGCAGAGAGCUCAGGAAUUGGCACAAAGAUUAAAGCAGGAACAAAGAAUCCGAGAACUAACUCAAAAGGGGCAUGAUACUUCAAAACUGCUGAGAAAUCUUGGAGGUGGCACAGUAAGAAGGGAAUGUAACUCAUCAACCAUUAGCCUUUCAAAUGUUAAACAAGACUGUCCUGAAGAAAGCAGUGGUAAAAUGACUCUGAACUUCGUAAUCCCUCAUCGGAAAGAUACUGCUGUUCAGACAGAUGACAUUAACAUACAUGGAAUUGCCAAUCUGGAAGUAUACUCUGGGCCAGUUAUCGAUAGGAAGAUUGUGAAUUGUCCAUCUCCAGAUCUUUUUGUGGAAUUUAAAGGACAAUAUAAUGGUAAAAUAAACAAGAAAAAGCUACAACAUCAAACUAAAACACCUGUCUUAGAAAAAGAAAAUAAUAGUUGUUACAGUGACCGAUAUGACCAAUAUGCAAGGACAGAGAAACAUGCAAAACAACACACAGGAAAAAGUGGAAAGAGGCCUGACUGGAACAUAAACAAACCAGUCAAAAGAUAUAUUCCAGCAUCUGAAAGAUAUCCGAAACAGCUUCAAAAGCAGAGGGAGGAAAAGAGAGCACAACGGCAGAUGGAACUGCUUCAUUUGGUAGAAAGAAACACUCCUGGGUACAUGUCUCAAAAAAGAGGGGGUUCACCAGAACCAACACCUUCAUCCCCAAAGCAAGUUGAUUCAAGACCCAGGAGCCACAGAAAGGAAGAAGACUUUCAAGAAAGUAAUUCAAGCAAAGAGAGGUCUGAUUCACCUCCUGUUCCAGCAGUAAAAAACAGACUACACCAGGCACAAAGGCAAUUAAAUUCACUGGAUCUCCCUGUAAAAAAUAGCAAUAUUGGAACAGAACAAAAUAUCCAUGUUGAUAACUUACAAUUAGAAUCAACUACUGGAGUGACUGAACCUGAAUGGCCUGCUUCUCAUUUUAUUCCUUAUGUUCGAACAAAUGAAGUCUACUAUCUUGAUCCAGAUGCACCAAUGUCCAGACCUUCAACACAUGAUCCUCAAAAUCAACAUGAGAAUGCUUCACAUUCUGGCCACAUACGACAGCUAUUUAGCUCUGAUCAUGUGAGAGAUCCACUUCUGAAUCCCAGUUUGGUGAAAAACAGAGACAGGCAGCAAGCAAUCCUCAAGGGACUAUCAGAACUGAGACAGGGUCUACUCCAGAAGCAGAAGGAGUUGGAAACUAGUCUCAUUGCGACAACUUCAAGUAAAGCGAAUCAUGGCUUCCUACAUCAGUGUUCAAAAAAGUAUUAAUGGACAUGUGUGGCUGUGAUCCUAGUGCAUCAAAAUUUUGUUCAGAAUGUGUAACAUGAAAUUGUAUAAUAAAACAUUUUGGGUCAGUUCUAUUUUAA
Messenger RNA from Tachyglossus aculeatus (Australian echidna), 3062 nucleotides. RefSeq names its product coiled-coil domain containing 66 (gene CCDC66). NCBI's taxonomy places the organism in Eukaryota, Metazoa, Chordata, Mammalia, Monotremata, Tachyglossidae. Gene Ontology annotation, cellular component: microtubule; cilium. The record is from RefSeq and is a predicted model, not a curated record. Gene Ontology annotation, biological process: cilium assembly. Gene Ontology annotation, molecular function: microtubule binding. Bases 58 to 2964 code for a protein of 968 amino acids. The transcript has 18 exons.